GCGGUCGACAUUUUAUCGUUUCUUGUGUCUCAACGGAAUCUUGGCUUCCCCUCUUUCUGUUUGGUUGCUGAGAAAAUCGAAUUAAGCAGAUGACUUUGAUUGUGAAUCACUGCUCCGCCUCCUUCCAUCAUUUCUGCAGAACCUCGGUCAACAGAUUCCACCGUAGAACCUGUAAUGGUUUGAGAUCACCUGUUUGCAUGAUGCAUGAUAGGCCUUCCCCUGGUGAGAGGGAGAGGAUUGGUGAAGAAUUUGUUUCUGUCAGAAAGAGUGGAUUUAGAUUCAAUACCUUAGUAAAUACAGUAGCCGUGGUAAAUUUGGCUGCAAUUGACCCUGCACAGGCUCUAAGCAUGACUGAUGUCUUGGGAGGAGCAGCUGAUUCUGUUUACACCUUGGCUGAUGCAAGUGCUGGAGAUUGGUUUGGAGGUUUCCUAUUUUCAGCUGGCCAGCAAGCUAAUGAAGCUGUUCAGAGCCAGUUAUCAGCUCUCAGUUUCACAAGUUUGGCAGUUAUUUUUGGGGCUGGCCUUGUGACUAGCCUUUCUCCAUGUACUCUAAGUGUCCUGCCACUGACACUUGGUUACAUUGGUGCAUUUGGCUCUGCAAAAAGUAGGGGUCAGAUCAUUUUGGAUUCUCUGGCAUUCUCAUUAGGAUUAGCAACAACACUGGCACUACUUGGCAUAGCAGCCUCCUUUGCAGGCAAGGCAUAUGGACAGAUAGGGCAAGGACUGCCGUUGGCUGCUUCUGGUUUGGCUGUUAUUAUGGGUCUUAAUCUCCUUGAGAUCAUAGAGUUACAACUUCCCUCUUUCUUUAACAAUUUUGACCCCCGUGCUGCUGCUGCUAAUUUCCCAUCAAGUGUGCAAGCAUAUUUAGCGGGGCUCACAUUUGCACUGGCUGCCUCACCUUGCAGUACACCUGUCUUGGCCACUUUGCUAGGAUAUGUAGCCUCAUCCAAGGAUCCAAUAAUAGGAGGCAGCUUGCUCUUGACAUACACAACUGGUUAUGUUGCUCCUCUACUUAUUGCUGCUUCUUUUGCUGGAGCGUUGCAGAGUCUGCUUUCAUUCAGGAAGUUCUCAGCAUGGAUCAAUCCAGUGAGUGGGGCACUUCUGUUGGGUGGGGGUUUGUAUACGUUCUUGGAUAGGCUUUUCCCUGCAACCACAACAAUGGUAAUGUAAAGAUAUCUAAUACAAUACACUGCACAAAGUACUACUCCAUUGUUUGGGCAAAAACAAAAAGGAGAAAACAAAUGUAAAUCAUUGAAUGUCAGUAUGUAAUCUCGCGCAUCCUUUUUUUUUUUUGGAUAAAGGCGCAUCUUUUCUCCCAAAAUAAAUAUAUGGGAACUCAUUAGAAUUUAGAAGUUAGAACCAUAUUUUUUUUAAACCAUUUUUUUUUUUAACCAGGAAUCUUAUCCAUUUCGGCUUUCAGUAUUGGUCCAAAAAGGGGAAGGGUUUCGGAUUCGGACAGAGGGAUGUGCUUUUCCAACUCCUACUUUCGCAUUUCACAUUUUUU
This is a messenger RNA of Rubroshorea leprosula, 1503 nucleotides long. NCBI's taxonomy places the organism in Eukaryota, Viridiplantae, Streptophyta, Magnoliopsida, Malvales, Dipterocarpaceae. The record is from the annotation of a GenBank genome assembly.